CACUUUAGGCAGGCAGUGACGCUAGACAUGUGACACGCGAUCACCAGAAUGCGGAAAGAGUCCCGAGGAUCUUGUUUGGGGGUUUACGGUUUUAUCAACAAAGCGUAUAAGCGGCAAUUAACAGUUUAAUUUUCUAAUAUUUGGGCGUUUGUGUUGUCAAGAAAGAAACGGACAAUUGAAAACACAAAUCCUGCUGCUAAAAUAAAAGCAAAAUGUCAUCGGAAGAGUUUGAAAAGCUGCAGGAGAUCUUCAAAUCCCUUUAUGACGAACUGAAGUUGAUGCCUGACAGAUUACUGAAAUGUCAAGGAGAGGAGAAGAAGAGGUUGGUGAGAACUUUUGACGAAAGACACGGAGAGGCAGUGGAAGUGCUGCAGGGGAUGGAGCAGGAGUUGAUCGGUGUUCCCUCGUCCUACCGGAACGCCAUGUCUACCAGGCUGCGUCUGUUCCGCAGAGACCUGGGGAAGCUCCAGAGAGAGGUGAAGAGCUCUGACCUGUCCUCUACCCGGCCAGCAGAAGGCGCCUACGGCAUCUACUCCUCUCAGAACGAACACAGCACCCAGCUUCAGUCUCAGAGGGCCUUGCUGAUCCAGGGACACGAGCACCUGAACAACGCCAGUCAGAGUAUAGAGAGGAGUCAGCGCAUCGCCGCAGAGACAGACCAGAUCGGCGUGGACAUCAUCGAGGAGCUGGGAGAGCAGAGAGAACAGCUGGACCGCACCAGAGACCGACUGGUCAACACUGGGGAGAACCUCAGCCGGAGCAGGAAGAUCCUACGAGCCAUGUCUCGACGACUGAUGACCAACAAGCUGUUGUUAUCCGUCAUCAUGCUGAUGGAGCUGGGCAUCCUGGGUGCAGUCGUCUACCUCAAGUUCUUCCGCAAGUAGGAGGUGACGCAUCAACAAGCAAUACAGGACGGGAGUGUAACCCGAGCCGUGUUUCAAUCCAGGAUGUACCGGACCGGACCGAACCCAGGAACGUUAUAUGAAUACUGGACAUUGAUCUGAUACAGACUUGUUAAUGUUGUCGUCUGAUACAGGAGUGAACUCCCCUUGGUUCUGUCCACACUUUAUCACGAAGAAGUUUCUGCAGUUGUUUAUGUACUGACUCGAGUUGCUGUGUAGGAUGCUUUUUUUUUUUUGUGUGUGUGUGUUUUUGUCUCAGGUCUGAGCGUUAAAGGCCUCAUCAAUCCUACCCAUGCUCCUUUACUCUUAGUCUCGACAUAGAACUCUACUGCUGUAGGGGCCUUCCGAGUGGCGCAGUGGUCUCAGGCUCUGCAUCGCAGUGCUAGCUGUGCCACUAGAGAUGCUGGGUUCGAGCCCAGGCUUUGUUGCGACCGGGAGACCCAUGGGACGGCGCACAAUUGGCCCAGUGUCGUCUGGGUUAAGGGAGGGUUUGGCCGGCAGGGAUGUCCUUGUCACAUCGCGCACCAGCGACUCCUGUUGUGGGCCCGGGAGCUGACACAUUGGUGCGGUUGGCUUCCGGGUUAAGUGUGUGCGUUGUGGCUGGGUCGUGUUUCCCAGGAUGCACGGCUCUCGACCUUAUCCUCUCCCGUAUGAGACAAGACUGUAACUACCAAUUGGGGAGAAAAAAAGGAGGUAAAAUAUGUAUAAAUAUAUAUGAACUCUACAACUAAUGCUGCUGUUAUGACAACACCUUGAGGGCUGAGCAGUUGAAGGAUUCAUCCAUGCUAACUUUGUGAACUACUCAGUCUUUCAGUGAAAUGCAUGAAAUUAAAAAUAUGCGUUCUCCACUAAUGAAUUCCCUCUAUAGAUAUACCCAUUGACAUGUACUAACAAUAACAGAAAGUAAUGAAUUGAUAUAAAUGUGGUUUUUAAAUGUA
This is a messenger RNA of Oncorhynchus masou masou (cherry salmon), 1840 nucleotides long. Its product is annotated as vesicle transport through interaction with t-SNAREs homolog 1B-like. The record is from RefSeq and is a predicted model, not a curated record. The transcript is spliced from 7 exons. Gene Ontology annotation, molecular function: SNAP receptor activity; SNARE binding. Gene Ontology annotation, cellular component: Golgi apparatus; SNARE complex; ER to Golgi transport vesicle membrane. The coding region runs from base 213 to 884 and encodes 223 amino acids. Lineage: Eukaryota; Metazoa; Chordata; Actinopteri; Salmoniformes; Salmonidae. Gene Ontology annotation, biological process: Golgi to vacuole transport; intracellular protein transport; macroautophagy.